Molecule: messenger RNA, 714 nt
Organism: Fibroporia radiculosa
Lineage: Eukaryota; Fungi; Basidiomycota; Agaricomycetes; Polyporales; Fibroporiaceae
Exons: 1
Coding region: 1-714 (237 amino acids)
Source: RefSeq, a predicted model, not a curated record
AUGAGUCGCUCAUCGUAUCCCAUUUCCACUACGAGCGCGGCGACACUCGUGCCAUCCGAAUAUCACUAUGAAAGCUCCCUCUAUUCAUCAUUCUCAGAUUCGCCAUACUGCGCCCUUCCCAAGUAUCCCUUACCGUCUCAUAGCAAGUUUGACACCAGCGGCACUGCUACUUUAGUAUCGAUUCCUAUUGUGGUGUCACCCUCUCAUCCGUCAUCAUUCGCCCAGAAAAUGGCCGAUUAUCGCAAACGCAUUCGAGAGCAAGCAGGGGAAGUUCUACGAACCUCGCUAGCGCUAUUGUCUAUGCUCGUCCUAUCCGCCAUCGUCGGGUUGUUAUGGUCUAUGUGCUGCACUUGGGCCGGAUGCUACGUAUUCCACCAGCAGGAACCUUACAAGAGCGUCAACCUGUCUACACUCUCCGCAACUAGCGCUCCGGGCGGGGCUAUCAUCUGCACAGGAGGGAGCGUACUGCUUGCCUGUCUAUUAAGCAGAGCAUCGAAAAGAUGGGAUCCAGCGGCGGUAUGCGGAGUGGCUGUUGUAUUCCUCGCCACAGGGUUCUUUGGGCAGGCGUUAGGAGUAUGCCUCCUCAGAGGCAAGAUACACGGAGGAUUGGAUGUGAUCCAUGCACUCCAAUCGAGUGCGGUCGGCCAAGCAGUCUGUAUCCUUGGUCUCUUGGCUGGCGCGGGUUCUCAUAAAACAUACAACUCCAAUCUGUAA